Molecule: messenger RNA, 5679 nt
Organism: Ctenopharyngodon idella (grass carp)
Lineage: Eukaryota; Metazoa; Chordata; Actinopteri; Cypriniformes; Xenocyprididae
Product: NACHT, LRR and PYD domains-containing protein 12-like
Exons: 12
Coding region: 2284-5349 (1021 amino acids)
Molecular function (GO): protein binding
Source: RefSeq, a predicted model, not a curated record
CUGGAAAUAACAGGAUUAUGAAUACAAAGAGACAUUACAUUUCUCCAGUUUUUGUACUGUAUUUUUGUAUCAAUUUUUCAGUUAUUUUCGGGACAGCUACUGGGACAGUGAAAGAUAAAUAGCCCACAUCAUGCCUGAGUCUGUAAACAGCCGUUAACAAGAGGCCAGAGACGCUGGACACACAGAGGGGAAAAUUUUGUAGCAGGCAGAGCAGCUCACUGUUCACGAUGCUUGAAAUAUAGAAAGAAAAUAUAGAUAUUGAAUUGGGGGUGAGGGGUUAUAUGAAUGUAUCUCUGACGGGAACUGUCUUUUUAAGUUUCAAUGGCAUUUUAUUUUCUUCUUACCUGCAGUGCAGUGCUGCUUUGUUUACAGCGGUAACCAAGGAAACGCUGUAUCACUGCUCUUCCAUAAGCGCCACCUGCUGUCAGAGAGUGAAUUUGCGUCUCAUUCAGCCUGUCUGCUGUUUUUAUUUCAUGCUUUUUGUGUGUGUAGCAUAUAAUUUCACAAAGAUAAAGUCAGACCAUUCUGCUUUUGCUUUAAAUCUUGAAAUUAAAUCCAAAAACAACUGCUCAUGCAACAUGUGUAGCAUCUUUGUUUGUGAUUAAAAUGCAGUGGCUAACUCUAAUUUGUAAUGGCUAGAUAUUUUUGUUUAUAAUAAUAAUAAUAAUAAUGAAAAUAUCUGCAACCAGUAUCGGAAUCAGCCAAUUUGCUGUUAUUUUAAUGAAAGUUGACUAGAUUGACUGAGAUUGACUUUUUUCUAAAUGUAACUUUAUUAAGCAACAUGUAAACAAAAAGGACACUGCUGUAUGAAAUUAAAAUGUACCAUCACAUAAUGAAAAAAAACAAAACAAUUAAUCCUGGGUAUUCAUAAGCUGAUGAUUCACACUGGGCGUUUUUGCUCCCUUGAAGGCCGCUUUGGGAAGGGUUCCCCAUUUGUAGGGGCGUUCCAAAUGAAAGUGAACCGCUAAAUCCCUUCAUGAAGGGCCCUUCCAUAAGUCCGUUAGUGAAGGGAACAUGCGAUGGCCACUUCAAGGUAGUAAUUUAUUCGUUUAUGGUCAUGUGACACAGGGUGACAAGUUCUUGCGAUUCAUUUUAAAUCUAAGAUAUGGCGGGACAGUUGGAGUUAACGUAUAAACAUGCAUUUCAUGUUAAGUUUAAAAAAAGUUUCAUAGGUAAUAAAUGUGUGUAAUGCUUAACUUGAUACAAAUAAAUGUACAUUUCUGAAGUUUUUAAAGUAUGAAAUUCAAAUCAUAUUAUAUAGUGCUGACUAUCAAGUUUAUCAUGGACUGACUUUUCGGACUAUAAUGGUAAGAAUGAAAUGGUCUCUUUUUCACCCCUAAUGUCACAUUUUCGGUCACCAUUAGACAUUUUUCUCCUCAAACGCUGAAACUACUGUUUAUACAACGCACUGUGUUUCCAUGACUGUCCAAAGCAAAUGAAUAUGAGGCUGUCAGCUGCUAUGCAUCUAGUCAUUAACAUUCAAACACUGCAUUGAUUCACACUGUAAAAGUUUAGGACUGCAAUGCGGGGUUAAUAAUGCAAAGUAGUGCUUAUUCAUUUGUGGGAAAGAUGUAUUCAAGAAUAAAUGUUAAUGUCCCUCUAGGGAAUCUUGAAAUAAAGGGGUUAAUCAAAAAUAUAAUUCAGAAGAGAUGGCAAGAGUUGUGCACACAGGAAGGAGAAGGAAGACAUUUAUAUGAAAUAAAGAUGGAGGAAAUGUGAGAGAAGUUUGUGGCAAAAGAAGGGAUGACACGAUAAUUUCACAACUUCAUACCAGACACACAGUUUUGAAUCAAAUCACUUUUUAAAAUUGGUAAAAAAAAAAAAAAAAUACAGGAUUAUGCUGCAAAUAUGGAUCACCAGAAACAAUCGAGCAUGUUCUUCUAAAAUGUGUUGGUUAUAAUAAAGACAGAUCUCAGCUCCUAGAAGAAGUUAAGACUGUAUCUGUUGGAAUAAAAGGGCUAACAUUAAAGAACUUACUGAACAAUAAUUCAAAAGUGACCACAGCUUUAUUAGAAUACCUAAAGAAAGCAUGUUUGAUUAGAAGAAUUUAGAAGUUGUCCAUUCCUUCUACAUCAAUGCUUCACAUUCCAUCCCAGUAGGUGGUGGAAAUACACCAAAGCUGGUUUGACAACCACCAUUAAAUUCAAAAGAAGAAGAAAAGACGCCGGACCCAUAAAGAAUUGUAUAUCACGUGUGUCCAUAUAAAAGAGAAAAUGUCAGUCUUUCAGAAAGAGAGCAGCAUCUCCAGAACCCAGCAGUGAGUCUCUGAAGAGUGACAGAUCCAUGAAUAAUCCCAUGGAUUCAGUGACCUCUGACCCCAGUAUCUCCAGCAGGGGGAGUCAGAGAUCUUCAUCUCCAGAACCCAGCUAUGUGUCUCUGAAGAGCAAUCAAUCCAUGGAUCCUCCUGUUAAAUUUAGUGAUGGAGCAGUGACCUCUGACCCCAGCAGGGGGAGUCAGAGAUCUUCAUCUGCAGAACCCAGCUGUGUGUCUCUGAAGAGCAGUCAAUCCAUGGAUCCUCCUGUUAAAUUUAGUGAUGGAACAGUGACCUCUGACCCCAGCAGGGGGAGUCAGAGAUCUUCAUCUGCAGAACCCAGCUGUGUGUCUCCGAAGAGCAAUCAAUCCAUUAAUCCUUCUCCGAAUUUCAGUGAUGAAGCAGUGACCUCUGACCCCAGAGAUGAACAAUUUGGAGACCAGGAUUCUCCUCAAUCAGUAAAUGAUGAACAACAGCGAGUCAAAGACAGACACAAAACCAGCAUGAAGAACAAGUAUGAGAAAUUAUUUGAGGGAAUGAAACUCCAAGAGAAUGAAACCCUCCUGAACAGGAUCUACACACAGCUCUACAUCAUAGAGGGAGAGAGUGACGGAGUGAAUGAAGAACAUGAGGUUUUACAGAUGGAGAAAACAGCCAGAACACAACACUCACAAGACACUCCAAUCUACUGCAAUGACAUCUUUAAAGCCUCACCUGAACCAGGAUAUGAGGAGAAAGACCAAAUCAAGACUGUACUUACUAAAGGCAUCGCUGGAAUCGGAAAAACCGUCUCUGUGCAGAAGUUCAUUCUGGACUGGGCCGAGGGAAAAGCCAAUCAGGAUGUAGAUUUCAUGUUUGUGCUUCCAUUUCGAGAGUUGAACUUGAUCCAAGAUAAUCCGUACAGUCUUCACAGGCUUCUGCUGGACUUUCAUCCUGAACUUCAAGAUCUGGACUUCAAGAUAUAUGAAAAGUGCAAAGUUGUGUUCAUCUUUGAUGGUCUGGAUGAAAGCAGAAUCACACUGAAAUUUUCAGAUGCUCAGAAAGUUUCUGAUGUGACUGAGAAUUCAUCAGUGAGUGUGUUGAUGUCAAAGCUCAUGAAAGGAGAGCUGCUUCCCUCUGCUCUCAUCUGGAUCACCUCCAGACCAGCAGCAGCCAAUCAGAUCCCCUCCAAAUACAUCAACCGUGUGACAGAAAUUCAGGGAUUCAAUGAGCCUCAGAAGGAACAAUACUUCAGGAAGAGAAUCAGUGAUGAGCAUCAAGCCAGCAGAAUCAUCUUACACAUCAGAAGAGCAAGAAGCCUCCACAUCAUGUGCCACAUACCCGUCUUCUGCUGGAUCUCAUCCACUGUGCUUCAAAAACUUCUGAAAGAAGAUCUGAGUGCAGAAAUCCCUCAAACUCUGACUGAAAUGUAUAUCCACUUCCUGCUGAUUCAGAUAAACAUGAGGAAUCAGAAGUAUGAAGAAAGAGAUCCAGAGAAACUCCUGCAGUCCAACAGAGAAGUGAUUGUGAAACUUGCUGAAGUGGCUUUCAAACAGCUGAUGAAGGGCAAUGUGAUGUUCUAUGAGGAGGACCUGAGAGAAAGCAGCAUAGAUGUCACUGACGCCUCAGUGUAUUCUGGGAUUUGCACUGAGAUCUUUAAGGAGGAAUCUGUGAUUCAUCAGAGGAAAGUCUACAGCUUCAUUCAUCUGAGCAUCCAGGAGUUUCUCGCUGCUUUCUAUGUGUUUUACUCACAUGUCAUCAACAAUGAGUUACUGCAGUUUCUUAAAGUCUCUCUGUGUGUGCUGCUAAAAACAGCAGUAAAUAAAUCUCUCAAGAGUAAAAAUGGACACUUAGAUUUGUUCCUGCGGUUCCUGCUGGGUGUCUCACUGGAGUCCAGUCAGAGACUCUUACAGGAUCUACUGACACACACAGUGAACAGCUCAGAAAGCAUCAGGAAAACCACACAGUACAUUAAAGGGAAGAUCAAGGAACAUGAUCAUGUCUCAACUGAAAGGUCCAUCAAUUUGUUCCUCUGCCUGCUGGAAGUCAAAGAUCAGACUCUGUCCAGAGAGAUUCAGGAGUUUGUGAAAUCAGACUAUCUCUCAAUGAAGAAACUCUCUCCUGCUCACUGCUCAACAAUCGCCUACAUACUUCAGAUGUCAGAGGUGGUGUUGGAUGAGCUGAAGCUCAUGAAAUACAAGACAACAGAUGAGGGUAGAAGAAGACUGAUACCAGCUGUGAUCAACUGCAGAAAAGCCCAUUUUGGUGGCUCUAAUCUGACUAGUCAGCAUUAUCAAACACUGUUAUCAGUUCUACAGUCUGCAAACUGCUUCCUCAGAGAUCUGCACCUGAGCUUCAAUGACCUGCAAGAUUCAGGACUGAAGUUGCUCUCUGAUGGACUGAAGAGCUGCCAGCUGGAGAAACUGAGAUUGCAGUUCUGUCGUCUCACUGGUCAGUGUUGUGAGAGUUUGUCAUCAGCUCUUCAUUCUUCAAACUGUGUCUUGAAAGAACUGGAUCUGAGUGACAAUGACCUGCAUGAUUCAGGGGUGAAGCUGCUCUCGGAUGGAUUGAAGAGUCCAAACUGUCAGCUUCAGAUACUGAGUCUUUCUGAUUGUAAACUCACUGCUAAGUGUUGUGAGAGUUUGUCAUCAGCUCUACAUUCCUCAAACUGUGUCCUGAGAGAGCUGGACCUGAGUGACAAUGACCUGCAGGAUUCAGGAGUGAGGCUGCUCUCUGAUGGACUGAAGAGUCUAAACUGUCAGCUGCAGAUACUGAGGUUGUCAGGCUGUAUGGUGACAGAGGAAGGCUGUGGUUAUGUGUCUUCAGCCCUGAGUUCAAACCCAUCACACCUGAGAGAGCUGGAUCUGAGCUACAAUAAACCAGGACAAUCAGGAGUCAAGCAGCUCUCUGACAAACUUGAUGAUCCAGACUGCUCACUCAAGAUACUCAAUGUGGAUCAUGAAGGAGAGGUCAGGUGUUCACUAAAGUUACCAAAAGAUGCCUGUGAUCUCUUACUGGGUCCAAACAUGAAUGAAUUAGUUGCAUUAUAUAUAAGAUCAGAUGAAAGAAAACGUGUUCUAGAGACGAAGCCAUAUCCUGAUCAUCCAGGCAGAUUUUAAGGGUGUCUUUAGAAUCUGUGUUGAGAGUCUGACUGGAUGCUGUUACUGUGAGACUUUACAGAGUAGCAGGCUUGCUAUUAUAUUAUUUUUAUUAAUAUAAUCUUUAUUUUUACCAGGGAAGAAGCACACUGAGAUUAAAAAUCUCUUUUGCAAGAGUGUUCUGGUCAUGAUUGACAGCAACACAGUUCACAUGGGUUUAACUUGUUAACCUUCACGAGGACGCCGACGCACUUAAGCUUUUGUUUAAAUUAGCUCAAAUUUACAGUUUGACGUAAUGUAAUUACCUUGACAAACUAUACAUCAUUAAAAAGAUCUAAGUCUCAAGCUUCA